This is a messenger RNA of Racocetra fulgida, 174 nucleotides long. The record is from the annotation of a GenBank genome assembly. NCBI's taxonomy places the organism in Eukaryota, Fungi, Glomeromycota, Glomeromycetes, Diversisporales, Gigasporaceae.
AUGCCAAAAUUAUCAAAACAAAAACGUCAUAUGAAGUACAUGACAUCUCAAAAAGAGGAAAUCUUUAAUAAUAUUCGUGAAAUGCCAGAACUACAAAUGAAAAAUGCGUUAAAUCUAAUUGAAUCAAUGCGAAAUCCAAAAGGAAAGCAUAAAAAUGAAAUUAUUUCAGUCUAG